This is a messenger RNA of Perkinsus marinus ATCC 50983, 366 nucleotides long. RefSeq lists its product as hypothetical. The transcript has a single exon. Lineage: Eukaryota; Perkinsozoa; Perkinsida; Perkinsidae. The record is from RefSeq and is a predicted model, not a curated record. The annotation marks the transcript as partial.
CCCGACCCAGACGAUUUCCUGGAGAAGGUAGCCAAGGCGGUAGCAGUGAAGCCGCUGCAGCAUUUAGGGGACGUCGCCAGCUUGGCCAACGACAUCUCUGACAUCGACGGCGCCGGGUUUGAGGCCUAUGUCGCCUUCUGGAUCGGGUCAUCGUGUGAUAUGCUAGGGGAGGCCGUUCUUGGUCCUGAGGCGUUAAGCCUCUGGAAGGAGCGACUUCCGCCGUUGGUCUGUCUUCGUAUAAUCCAGAAACCUUGGUGGCUCGACCUGCCAGCUGUUCCCAGGCUGAGCUUGCAAUAUCGCUUCAACGGUAUCGCUGCCAAGAAGGAGCUAUUUGCUAACCCCUCAAGCCCAUUCCCGGUUGGAUGA